Messenger RNA from Nomascus leucogenys (northern white-cheeked gibbon), 7053 nucleotides. The record is from RefSeq and is a predicted model, not a curated record. Lineage: Eukaryota; Metazoa; Chordata; Mammalia; Primates; Hylobatidae.
GGCGGGACGGGCGCCCCGCGGCCGGACCCAGCCAGGGCACCACGCUGCCCGGCCCAGCGCCGCCAGGCACUUCUUCCCGGGGCUCCUAGGGACGCCAGAAGGAAGUCAACCUCUGCUGCUUCUCCUUGGCCUGCGUUGGACCUUCCUUUUUUUGUUUUUUGUUUUUCCCCUUUCUUCCUUUUGAAUUAACUGGCUUCUUGGCUGGAUGUUUUCAACUUCUUUCCUGGCUGCGAACUUUUCCCCGAUUAUUUUCCUUUUACAACAGCGGGAGAAAGUGCGCUGUGGUCCGAGGCGAGCCGUGAAGUUGCAUGUGCGUGGUAGUGUGCGUGGCAGGGUGUGAGUGCGUGUGUAACCCGAGCCGCCCGAUCUGUUUCGAUCUGCGCCGCGGAGCCCUCCCUCAAGGUCCGCUCCACCUGCUGCGGUUACGCGGCGCUCGUGGGUGUUCGUGCCUCGGAGCAGCUAACCGGCGGGUGCUGGGCGACGGUGGAGGAGUAUCGUCUCGCUGCUGCCCGAGUCGGGGCUGAGUCACCCAGCUGAUGUAGACAGUGGCUGCAUUCCGAAGAGUGCGUGUUUGCGUGUGUGUGACUCUGCGGCUGCUCAACUCCCACCAAACCACAGGACCAGCCACAAACUUAACCAACAUCCCCAAACCCGAGUUCACAGAUGUGGGAGAGCUGUAGUACCCUGAGUGUCAUCGACUGGGCCUUCUUCUUAUGAUUGUUAUUUUAAGAUUAGCUGAAGAUCUUUGAAACGCUGAAUUUUCUGCACUGAGCGUUUUGACAGAAUUCAUUGAGAGAACAGAGAACAUGACAAGUACUUCUAGCUCAGCACUGCUGCAACUACUGAAGCUGAUUUUCAAGGCUACUUAAAAAAAUCUGCAGCGUACAUUAAUGGAUUUCUGUUGUGUUUAAAUUCUCCACAGAUUGUAUUGUGAAUAUUUUAUGAAGUAGAGCAUAUGUAUAUAUUUAUAUAUACGUGCCACAUACAUUAGUAGCACGACCUUUGGAAGUCGCAGCUCUUGCUUUUCGGGACUGAAGCCAGUUUUGCAUGAUAAAAGUGGCCUUGUUACGGGAGAUAAUUGUGUUCUGUUGGGACUUUAGACAAAACUCACCUGCAAAAAACUGACAGGCAUUAACUACUGGAACUUCCAAAUAAUGUGUUUGCUGGUCGUUUUACACUUCGCAUAAAUAUUUUAGGAAGUGUAUGAGAAUUUUGCCUUCAGGAACUUUUGUAACAGCCAAAGACAGAACUUAACCUCUGCAAGCAAGAUUCGAAGAAGAUAGUCUCCACUUUUUAAUGCACUAAGCAAUCGGUUGCUAGGAGCCCAUCCUGGGUCGGAGGCCGAUCGGCAGAACCAGAACUUUUUCCCCUCCUGGACUGUUAGUGACUUAGUCUCCUUCCUCCCUUAACCACCCCCGCCCCCCCCCCCCCCGCCGCAGUAAUAAAGGCCCCUGAACGUGUAUGUUGGUCUCCCGGGAGCUGCUUGCUGAAGAUCCGCGCCCCUGUCGCCGUCUGGUAGGAGCUGUUUGCAGGGUCCUAACUCAAUCGGCUUGUUGUGAUGCGUAUCCCCGUAGAUGCCAGCACGAGCCGCCGCUUCACGCCGCCUUCCACCGCGCUGAGCCCAGGCAAGAUGAGCGAGGCGUUCCCGCUGGGCGCCCCGGACGCCGGCGCUGCCCUGGCCGGCAAGCUGAGGAGCGGCGACCGCAGCAUGGUGGAGGUGCUGGCCGACCACCCGGGCGAGCUGGUGCGCACCGACAGCCCCAACUUUCUCUGCUCCGUGCUGCCUACGCACUGGCGCUGCAACAAGACCCUGCCCAUCGCUUUCAAGGUGGUGGCCCUAGGGGAUGUUCCAGAUGGCACUCUGGUCACUGUGAUGGCCGGCAAUGAUGAAAACUACUCAGCUGAGCUGAGAAAUGCUACCGCAGCCAUGAAGAACCAGGUUGCAAGAUUUAAUGACCUCAGGUUUGUCGGUCGAAGUGGAAGAGGGAAAAGCUUCACUCUGACCAUCACUGUCUUCACAAACCCACCGCAAGUCGCCACCUACCACAGAGCCAUCAAAAUCACAGUGGAUGGGCCCCGAGAACCUCGAAAUACAAGGCAGAUCCAACCAUCCCCACCGUGGUCCUACGAUCAGUCCUACCAAUACCUGGGAUCCAUUGCCUCUCCUUCUGUGCACCCAGCAACGCCCAUUUCACCUGGACGUGCCAGCGGCAUGACAACCCUCUCUGCAGAACUUUCCAGUCGACUCUCAACGGCACCCGACCUGACGGCCUUCAGCGACCCACGCCAGUUCCCCGCGCUGCCCUCCAUCUCCGACCCCCGCAUGCACUACCCAGGCGCCUUCACCUACUCCCCCACGCCGGUCACCUCGGGCAUCGGCAUCGGCAUGUCGGCCAUGGGCUCGGCCACGCGCUACCACACCUACCUGCCGCCGCCCUACCCCGGCUCGUCGCAAGCGCAGGGCGGCCCGUUCCAAGCCAGCUCGCCCUCCUACCACCUGUACUACGGCGCCUCGGCCGGCUCCUACCAGUUCUCCAUGGUGGGUGGCGAGCGCUCGCCGCCGCGCAUUCUGCCGCCCUGCACCAACGCCUCCACCGGCUCCGCGCUGCUCAACCCCAGCCUUCCGAACCAGAGCGACGUGGUGGAGGCCGAGGGCAGCCACAGCAACUCCCCCACCAACAUGGCGCCCGCCGCGCGCCUGGAGGAGGCCGUGUGGAGGCCCUACUGAGGCGCCAGGCCCGGCCCGGCUGGGCCCCGCGGGGCGCCGCCUCCUCCUCUGGGCGCCCCGGCCUCCUGUUCCCGACAAGUCCGCCGGGAUCCCGGGCCCUGGGCCCGGCCACCGUCCUGGGGCCGAGGGCGCCCGACGGCCAGGAUCUCGCUGUAGGUCAGGCCCGCGCAGCCUCCUGCGCCCAGAAGCCCACGCCGCCGCCGUCUGCUGGCGCCGCGGCCCUCGCGGAGGUGUCGGAGACGCACCUCGAGGGUGUCCACCAGCCCCAGCACCCAGGGGACGUGCUGGAAAGCAAACAAGAAGAUUCCCGGAGGGAAACUGUGAAUGCUUCUGAUUUAGCAAUGCUGUGAAUAAAAGGAAAGAUUUUAUACCCUUGACUUUUUAACCAAGUUGUUUAUUCCAAAGAGUGUGGAAUUUUGGUUGGGGUGGGGGGAGAGGAGGGAUGCAACUCGCCCUGUUUGGCAUCUAAUUCUUAUUUUUAAUUUUUCCGCACCUUAUCAGUUGCAAAAUGCGUAUUUGCAUUUGGGUGGUUUUUAUUUUUAUAUACGUUUAUAUAAAUAUAUAUAAAUUGAGCUUGCUUCUUUCUUGCUUUGACCAUGGAAAGAAAUAUGAUUCCCUUUUCUGUAAGUUUUAUUUAACUUUUCUUUUGGACUUUUGGGUAGUUUUUUUUUUUUUUUUUUUUUUUUUUUUUUUUUUGAGAAACAGCUACAGCUUUGGGUCAUUGUUAACUACUGUAUUCCCACAAGGAAUCCCCAGAUAUUUAUGUAUCUUGAUGUUCAGACAUUUAUGUGUUGAUAAUUUUUAAUUAUUUAAAUGUACUUAUAUUAAGAAAAAUAUCAAGUACUACAUUUUUUUUUGUUCUUGAUAGUAGCCAAAGUUAAAUGUAUCACAUUGAAGAAGGCUAGAAAAAAAGGAUGAGUAAUGUGAUCACUUGGUUAUCCAGAAGUAUUGUUUACAUUAAACUCCCUUUCAUGUUAAUCAAACAAGUGAGUAGCUCACGCAGCAAUGUUUUUAAUAGGAUUUUUAGACACUGAGGGUCACUCCAAGGAUCAGAAGUAUGGAAUUUUCUGCCAGGCUCAACAAGGGUCUCAUAUCUAACUUCCUCCUUAAAACCGAGAAGGUCAAUCUAGUUCCAGAGGGUUGAGGCAGGUGCCAAUAAUUACAUCUUUGGAGAGGAUUUGAUUUCUGCCUAGGGAUUUGCUCACCCCAAGGUCAUCUGAUAAUUUCACAGAUGCUGUGUAACAGAACACAGCCAAAGUAAACUGUGUAGGGGAGCCACAUUUACAUAGGAACCAAAUCAAUGAAUUUAGGGGCUACGAUUAUAGCAAUUUAGGGGCCCACCAGAAGCAGGCCUCAAGGAGUCAAUUUACCUCUGUGUGCCUCAGUGGAGACAAGUGGGAAAACAUGGUCCCACCUGUGCAAGACCCCCUGUCCUGUGCUGCUCACUCAACAACAUCUUUGUGUUGCUUUCACCAGGCUGAGACGCUACCCUAUGGGGCAUGUGGGUUUUUACCUGUGCACCAGUGUGACAGGAAAGAUUCAUGUCACUACUGUCCGUGGCUACAAUUCAAAGGUAUCCAAUGUCACUGUAAAUUUUAUGGCACUAUUUUUAUUGGAGGAUUUGGUCAGAAUGCAGUUGUUGUACAACUCAUAAAUACUAACUGCUGAUUUUGACACAUGUGUGCUCCAAAUGAUCUGGUGGUUAUUUAACGUACCUCUUAAAAUUCGUUGAAACGAUUUCAGGUCAACUCUGAAGAGUAUUUGAAAGAAGGACUUCAGAACAGUGUUUGAUUUUUAUUUUAUAAAUUUAAGCAUUCAAAUUAGACAAAUCUUUGGCUGCAGGCAGCAAAAACAGCUGGACUUAUUUAAAACAACUUGUUUUUGAGUUUUCUUAUAUAUAUAUUGAUUAUUUGUUUUACACACAUGCAGUAGCACUUUGGUAAGAGUUAAAGAGUAAAGCAGCUUAUGUUGUCAGGUCGUUCUUAUCUAGAGAAGAGCUAUAGCAGAUCUCAGACAAACUCAGAAUAUACACUUUCAUUUUCGACAGGAUUCCCUCCACAACUCAGUUUCAUAUAUUAUUCCAUAUUACAUUUUUGCAGCUAAAUUACCAUAAAAUAUCAGCAAAUGUAAAAAUUUAAUUUCUGAAAAGGACCAUUAGCCCAUUUCCCCCAAAUUGAACGUAAGUGUUCUUUUCAGCACAUGUUGCCAUGUCUGACCUGCAAAAAUGCUGGAGAAAAGUGAAGGAAAAAAUGAUGUUUUUCAGUUUAAUUCUGUUACCUGAAGAUAUUCCAAUUCAAAACCAGCCUCAUGCUCUGAUUAGAUAAUCUUUCACAUUGAACCUUUACUCUCAAAGCCAUGUGUGGAGAGGGCUUGUCACUAUUGUAGGCUCACUGGAUUGGUCAUUUAGAGUUUCACAGACUCUUACCAGCAUAUAUAGUAUUUAAUUGUUUCAAAAAAAAAUCAAACCAUAGUUGUUUUGGAGAUAGGUCUCACGCAACGCAUUUUUGUAUGUGUGUGUGUGUGUGUGUGUGUGAAAAAUUACAUUCAUUGACUUCAGGUAGAUUAAGGUAUCUUUUUAUUCAUUGCCCUCAGGAAAGUUAAGGUAUCAAUGAGACCCCUAAGCCAAUCUUGGAAUAACCGCAUGUGUCUGGUCCGGGAGAAGUAUUGAAUAAGCCAUUUCUUCUGCUUACUCAUGUCCCUAUUUAUGAUUUCAACAUGGACACAUAUUUCAGUUCUUUCUGUUUUUCUCACUAUCUGAAAAUACAUUUCCCUCCCUCUCUUCCCCCUGAUAUCUCCCUCUUUUUCUCUCUUCCUCUAUCUUCCAAACCCCACUUUCUCCCUCCUCAUUUUCCUAUGUUCUCUUAAGGAGAUAGCACAUACCCCCACCCAGUACCAAAUUUCAGAACACAAGAAGGUCCAGUUCUUCCCCCUUCACAUAAAGGAACAUGGUGAGUCAGCCUUUCUCCUGUUCAUGGGGUUCUUCCAGCAGAACAGAGCUAUUGCCAACCAUAUCGGAUCUGCUUGCUGUCCAAACGCAGCAACAAAAAACUUUCCUGGGCAAAUCACAAUCAGUGAAUAAAUAGACAGGCUUUCUGCUGCCUCGAGUUUCUGUGCAGAUAAACAGAAAUGCUCUGAUUAGAAAGGAAAUGAAUGGUUCCACUCAAAUGUCCUGCAAUUUAGGAUUGCAGAUUUCUGCCUUGAAAUACCUGUUUCCUUGGGACAUUCCGUCCUGGUGAUUUUUAUUUUUGUUGGUUUUUAUUUUUGGGGGGAAUGACAUGUUUGGGUCUUUUAUACAUGAAAAUUUGUUUGACAAUAAUCUCACAAAACAUAUUUUACAUCUGAACAAAAUGCCUUUUUGUUUACCCUAGCGUAUACAUUUGUUCUGGGAUUUUUGUGUGUUUGUUGGGAAUUUUGUUUUUAGCCAGGUCAGUAUUAAGGCUGAUCGUUUGGCUCUUUUUUUCCUUCCAGAAGAGUUGCAUCAACAAAGUUAAUUGUAUUUAUGUAUGUAAAUAGAUUUUAAGCUUCAUUAUAAAAUAUUGUUAAUGCCUAUAACUUGUUUUCAAUUUUUUUGUGUGUGUUUCUAAGGACUUUUUCUUAGGUUUGCUAAAUACUGUAGGGAAAAAAAAAUGCUUCUUUCUACUUUGUUUAUUUUAGACUUUAAAAUGAACUACUUCUUAUUCACUUUUGUAAACAGCUAAUAGCAUGGUUCCAAUUUUUUUUAAGUUCACUUUUUUUGUUCUAGGGGAAAUGAAUGUGCAAAAAAAGAAAAAGAACUGUUGGUUAUUUGUGUUAUUCUGGAUGUAUAAAAAUCAAUGGAAAAAAAAUAAACUUUCAAAUUGAAAUGACGGUAUAACACAUCUACUGAAAAAGCAACGGGAAAUGUGGUCCUAUUUAAACCAGCCCCCACCUAGGGCAAUUCGUGUGGCAGUUAUUGGGUUUGGUCACAAAACAUCCUGAAAAUUCGUGCGUGGGUUUCUUUCUUCCUGGUACAAACAUAUCGAACGCUUCCUAAAGGGGAACUGUCAAGCUGGUGUCUUCAGCCAGACGACAUGAGAGAAUAUCCCAGAACCUUCUCUCCAAGGUGUUUCUAGAUAGCACAGGAGAGCAGGCACUGCACUGUCCACAGUCCACGGUACAAAGUCUGGUGGGCCGCCUCCCCUCUCCUGGGAGCAUUCAUCGUGCCCAGCCUGUGCAGGGCAGCUGGACUGCUGCUGUUCAGGAGCCACCAGAGCCUUCCUCUCUUUGUACCACAGUUUCUUCUGUAAAUCCAGUGUUAUAAUCAGUGUGAAUGGCAAAUAAACAGUUUGACAAGUACAUACACCAUA